GCAUGUUGUAGAGAUUUUUCAGCUUUUUGUACAAGUAAGAUUUUGUUUUAAAUCGACUGUCGCACCUUUAAUGCCGCUUUGGAAUGAGUUUGGUGUAGUGACGAGACGAGACCAGAGGAGGCGCUGUUGGAAUCUUGAGCUGAAAAAGUAGCGAAGAAGAACCUUCCGGAAGUGUGUGUGUGCUGAGCGUGCUUCAGUGUCAGUUUAAACCGGGUAGAUAUUCAGGCGAAUAAAAGCCGUUUCUCUGGAUUUUAGCGAAUUAAUUCGAGGUUGAAUUGGGUUCGUGGAUGCAGAGAGAGAAAAUUCUGGGGAUUUUAUUGCACUAUUUAUAACGCACUAAAAAACAUAGUGCUAAAUGUGGUGUCCAAGGUAACGGCAGUAAUUUAAUGUGAGUUCGCUAACAGACCAAGAGGACUUCCGGAGCAAAGCUGCGGCUCGGAUGUGUUUUCCGUCACACACCUCAGGAGGUGGUUUUAAUCCGCCCUGAAUGCAGCAUGGAGGCCGCUCUGACCCGGCUGAAGUCUCUGAGUGCCGAUGAGCUCAGGGAGGAGAUCCUCAAAGCCAACCUGAAGUGCGGCCCGAUCACGGCCACCACACGCGCCGUAUUCGAGCGCAAACUCGCCCGCGCCCUCGUCGAGGACGAAUCCGGAGGCUCGACUGCGACCCCGAGCGCCACCCCAGUCGAAGAGGGGGAAGUCGGGUACCAUCUCGGUCUCAACCCGCCUGAGGAGGAGCCGCUGAGCGAGAGGAGUGUGUCGCCGUCACGACAUGACGUCCAGACGCCAAACAAAACGGCCCAGGUCACGCCCACAUUCUACUACGGAGUGUGUCCGCUGUGGGAGGACGUGCUGGCGAGAAACGAAAGGGUUCACGUGUACACGGAUAAGAAGGAGGCUCUGCAGGCGGUGAAGAUGAUGAAGGGCGCUCGCUUCAAGGCCUUCUCUACUCGAGAGGACGCUGAGAAGUUCGCCAAGGGACUCUGUGAUUACUUCCCCUCCCCGAGCAAGUGCGCCCCCUGCGUGUCCCCCGUGAAGACCGCCCUCGUCUUCGGGAAAGAGGGCUCGUCUCUGGCGGAGCCGGACGGGAUAAACCGAGAAAAGGCGAACAGCUUCAAGAGUCCCCGUCCUCAGGACCUGACGGCGAGGCUGCGAGUGUGUGUGGAGCGAGGUGACGAGGCUGCCUUCACCGAGCUCGUGUGGAGCAACCCGCGCUACCUCAUCGGCUCCGGAGACAACCCCACCGUGCUGCAGGAGGGCUGCCGGUAUAACGUGAUGCACGUGGCAGCGAAGGAGAAUCAGGCGGGCGUGGCUCAGCUGCUGCUCGACACGCUGGAGAAUCCGGACUUCAUGCGCCUCAUGUAUCCUGACGAUACUGAAAGCAUGCUGCACCAGCGCAUCCGCUACAUCGUGGACCUGUACCUCAACACGCCCGAUAAAGCCUGCUUCGAGACUCCGCUCCACUUUGCGUGUAAGUUCGGUUGUGCGGCCGUGGUGAACGUCCUCUGCUCUCAUCCCGACAUCGACAAACACAGGAAGAACAAAUACGACCAGAAACCCUGCGAGAUUAUUUGUGAGCGAAUGAAGGAAAAGAAUAAAAUCCCAGAAAUCAAGCAGAAGAUUAUGGAGUAUCUAGAAGACCGGUGUUACGUGCCCCUCCUCCGAGCAGCUGAUAACUCCGCCCAGCCUGUGAUUGGUGCUCCCUGGUCACCUGAGCCGAUGGAAAACCGCUCACCACAAUUACCCAGAAGCCCCCGAGAUCCUGUGAUGACGGUGAGGGCCUUCGCCGGGCCACUGAGCCCCUCUAAGGCGGAUGAGUUCAGGCGUGUGUGGAAGACGCCCCCUAGAGAGCGGGCGGAGCAUUUCCACCACAUCCUCAAAUCAGACCCGGAGCGUGGAGCGGAGCGAGUCGGCAGGGACCUGGCGCGUGAGCUGGGCCACCCCUGGGCUGAGUACUGGAACUUCCUGGACAGUUUUGUGGACAUGGCGUCAGUAGAGGGUCUGCGGCGUCUGGAGGAGUUCCUGAGCAAGAAGGACUUCACUGAGCGCGCUCGAGACCAGACUGGAGAACUCAACAAGAGCAACAAGUUCAGAACUCCUUCCCCGGGCAAGCAGAAGAAGUUCAGUAACUCGGUGUCGGUCGGAGCGUUCCUGGACGAGACUGAUAUUUCCCUGGAGGAGAUAAAGAACCGACAGAACGCAGCCCUCACCAGCAUCUCCUCUUCCUCCUCCUCCUCCUCCUGCUGCUCUAAAGACGACCCGGGUGGGCGGGGCUUCCACAUCCUGCCCAUCUCACAAGACUCCGCCCUCAUCGAGCCACGAAACCCCGCCUCUUCCUGCCCGCCAUCGCCCAUCUCCAACCUGACGGAGGAGUUCGAGCGCAUGACGCUGCGCGGCCAUCCGGAUGGAGGUGAACAGGAAGGGGCGGAGCUUUUGAGCGCGAGUUCGGACGAGUAUUUCCUGGCGCAGGAGAGCAUGGAGGAGGAGGAGCAGAGAGCGAGGACUCGAAUGGGAUCAAACGGCGAGCGACUGAUCUGUUCACGCUCCAGAUCAUGGGAUCACGGAAGCUCCGCCUCCUCCUCCACCUCUGGAUCUUAUCGAUCAUUGGACCGUUCGAAUGACCUCAUCCUGACCACGCCCCCUCGAGUCAGGAAAGGGCUGUUCAUUGAGGGAGACGCUCCCUCCAGACUGGACCGUGACGUUUUCGCCGCAGUGGGAGGAGCCGAAAUUGACCCGAUCAAAUAUCCCAGCAUUCACAAGUGGAAAAGCACCAUCGAGUCGUACACCAGCGCCGAGAUGCAGAGUUGGCAGACUCCAGCCGUGUUAAAGACUCACUCCAGGCUCCAGUCUUUGACUCCCGGUUCUCCUGUGAGCCGCUACAGUCCGGCCCGACACGCCUACUCGCCCGACUACACCAGUCCCGGGCGCUACAGCCCCGCCCACUGCAGCUACAGCCCCGCCCACUGCAGCUACAGCCCCGCCCAUGCCAGUUACAUCCAGCGCAUUCGGCUCAAGCACUUCGGAGACUCGCCGAUUUAACAAACGCUUGGCGUGGACUCGGUGUCUCGGCGUCGGUCCGUCUCAGACACACAGAGCUCCACCGCUGCUGCAGAACUUUACUGGGGAAAAAAUAACGUUUAGCGUGAAAUGAACUACGCUGUAGUGUAUAUUUUUAAAUAGCUGUUCUUUUCUUAUGUGUGUGUGUGUGUGUAAGUGUACGUAUGAGUGUGGAUUUGUAUCCGUAAUUAUUUAUGGGUGACGCAGAAAUAUUUAAGUUCACACGGUACUCUGACGUGUUAGAGAAAAGUAGCUGAUUAAAGAAAGCUAAGGAAUAAAUCGUGUGGUGUAACUCAGUAGCACAACGUUCUGUGGUGAAGAAACGGGAACCGCGCCGGGCGUUCGUGUCCGCCUGCUCCCUCACAGCGCCUCCUGCUGGUCAAUAACUGGAACACUGGCUUAUAUGGAAUAUACAUUUGAUUUCUGUCUUAUUUCUCUUCAGUAAUAAAUAUGUUGCUUACUCAGAA
This is a messenger RNA of Pangasianodon hypophthalmus (striped catfish), 3520 nucleotides long. It is a transcript of the gene ankle2, whose product is annotated as ankyrin repeat and LEM domain containing 2. The record is from RefSeq and is a predicted model, not a curated record. Gene Ontology annotation, cellular component: endoplasmic reticulum. The coding region runs from base 495 to 3035 and encodes 846 amino acids. NCBI's taxonomy places the organism in Eukaryota, Metazoa, Chordata, Actinopteri, Siluriformes, Pangasiidae. The transcript has 14 exons. Gene Ontology annotation, molecular function: protein phosphatase 2A binding. Gene Ontology annotation, biological process: negative regulation of phosphorylation.